AAUUUAACAGCUGUUAGAUGACAUAACCUUAAAAAAUUUAAAGAGAAAAGAAUAACACAAAAUGUUGCGAAAGGUUAGUCCCUUGAUUAAAAAGGUAGCACAACACAGUAAUGCUAAUUUAGUUAGAAAUCUUAGCUCAACUGCGUCAUUGCGAGCCAGUGUUUAUGAACCGGAUUAUUUAGAGUCACUGAAACCUAAAUAUCCUCAAUAUGAAAGUCUAAAUGUACAAAUUAAAGGCUACGAUUAUCCAAUUUUGGAAAGUUAUCAACGUUAUUUGCACAGUGUAGCUGAGUAUUUGGAUCUUGAAGUUGCCGAUUGUUAUGCUCUGCCACCACAAAAUAUGACCGUUCAACGGCUUAAACCCAAUUCCACAGUAGUCGACUCCGAAUAUCGUUUAACAGUUUACGAACGUAACAUACAACUUCAAGAUGUUGAUGUACCAUUGUAUCCUAUGUUUUUAAGAAUAGCACAAGCCGCUUUACCCGAAGGUGUACAACUUACCGUACAGGAACAUACCGAUGAAUGUGAAGAGAGACGUUAUGUACCUGACAAAGAUCUGCUAGAACUUAAAGCUGAAUUGGAAAAAAUGGGUGGUGGUUCAAAGAAAAAGUAAAUAAAUAUUUUAUUUAAUUGUUGAUUUAUUUCUUGUUUUAAGUAACCAUACAAAUUGUAUAAAAAAAUAAAAAACGAAUAAUAAAUUUAAUAAAUUAUAAAUAAAACUCUCUUGUACUAUCUAAAUAUUGCUAGGAUUUCCAUUUUAACAA
Lucilia cuprina (Australian sheep blowfly) is the source of this 764-nucleotide messenger RNA. It is a transcript of the gene mRpL48, whose product is annotated as 39S ribosomal protein L48, mitochondrial. The transcript has 4 exons. The record is from RefSeq and is a predicted model, not a curated record. NCBI's taxonomy places the organism in Eukaryota, Metazoa, Arthropoda, Insecta, Diptera, Calliphoridae. The coding region runs from base 62 to 613 and encodes 183 amino acids. Gene Ontology annotation, cellular component: mitochondrial ribosome.